AUGAACCCCUAUGCGGUUCUAAACCUGGAAAAAGAGGAAUUGUACACUGAUGAUCAAGUAAAAGAAGCUUACCGAAAGGCUUUGUUGCAAUUUCACCCGGAUAAACGAAAAGAUAUUCAGCCUGGUCGAUAUAGCGUUGACCAAAUUCGUGAAGCCUUUCAAAUUCUCGCAAAUGAAGAAGAUCGUAAAUUUUUUUUCAAAACUAAGGGAUCCGACCGUGCUCAAUACUACUCUGUCGUUGACUUGAGUGAGUUUGACGAGUUGGAGGAUGGUUCCUACUAUUAUCCCUGCCGUUGUGGUGAAUUGGGAGGCUAUGUCGUAACGGAAGAGAACUUGGAAAACGAAGAAAGCAUUAUACCUUGCUUGGGAUGCAGUUUGACCAUCCAGGUAGCUUACGAAGUGGUAGAGACGGAUGGGAGUGAGCAGUAA
This is a messenger RNA of Schizosaccharomyces osmophilus, 429 nucleotides long. RefSeq names its product diphthamide biosynthesis protein Dph4 (gene dph4). Gene Ontology annotation, biological process: protein histidyl modification to diphthamide. Bases 1 to 429 code for a protein of 142 amino acids. The transcript is spliced from 2 exons. Lineage: Eukaryota; Fungi; Ascomycota; Schizosaccharomycetes; Schizosaccharomycetales; Schizosaccharomycetaceae. The record is from RefSeq and is a predicted model, not a curated record. Gene Ontology annotation, molecular function: metal ion binding.